Molecule: messenger RNA, 3361 nt
Organism: Hyla sarda
Lineage: Eukaryota; Metazoa; Chordata; Amphibia; Anura; Hylidae
Exons: 2
Coding region: 1048-1959 (303 amino acids)
Source: RefSeq, a predicted model, not a curated record
AAAAGUUUCCCCUGUAAGGCCCUACUCUCGCAUUAUUAAUUCCUUUCUUGGCAAGUGUUGCUUCAAACACUGCAAUUUCCAUGGGUUUUAGGUGGAAAUAGGGAAAUCCUUCCACCUUUUCGAGGAAUAUGUUACUCUUCUUAAAAAGGUUGGCUCCCCACAGGAACCUCUCCCUAUUUCAACCUAAAAACUCUGGGAAAUGGCAGUGUUUGUAGGUAGAAAUAGGGAGAGGCUCCUGUGUGGGGCGGCUCUUUUUAGGGCAAGUAACACUUGCCAAGAAGGGAAUUAAUAAUGUGAGAGUAGGGUUACAAUGGACUGGUUACCGGUUACAAUGGACCAUAUGUUGCUUCCUUCCACCUUAUAGAGGUCUUUGCAUCACAUCAAUACUUGGUGGUGCAGGUAGCACAUGGUGUUUUUUGCACACCUUUCUUUUUCUUUCAUUUCAAAAAUGUUUUUGGGUACAUAUAUGUUAUCCUAAGAAUAUUAUUAAAAGUUAUGUUUUACGUAAUGCAUAUCCUCAAUACUUACUUGUGCACACUAACACUUUUACAAAAGAGACCAUUUCUUCUGCCUACCUGCCUCAGCUACUACUCUGAUCCUGCCACCCACCUGAUGCUCAAAUCUCAUGCCAAGUUCUCCUUUUUUCACCAACCUUUGUCACUGGUAUUGCCACCCACCGCCCCACUGUGUCACCGGGUCACUUUCAGGACUCCUGAUGCUUCUGAUGCCACCUCCAGUCUGUCUCAUUCUGCUACCAUAUGUUCUCCUCAUGCUGCUGCCAGCUCGAGGCUGUCUCAUUCUGCUACCAUAUGUUCACCUCAUGCUGAUGCCAGCUCCAGGCUGUCUCAUACUGCCGAAGAAAUAUAGUUGAUGAGACAACUAGAUACCAGUCCUCAAGGUAUAUGUAAAGGUAUAGUAAAGAAUAGAAAGUGAUCCAGAUACCUUUACAUAUACCUUGAGGACUGGUAUCUAGUUGUCUCAUCAACUAUAUUUCUUCUGCAUUUUUUAGACCUUUGGGUGAAGGUAACACCAGUUCACCUCAAGUAUAUGUUCCCACUGAGUGAGCUACACUAUCUUUUAUAUUGUCUCAUACUGCCACCAUAUGUUCUCCUCAUGCUGCUGCCGCCUCCAGGCUGUCUCAUUCUGCCACUAUAUGGUCUCUUCAUGCUUCUGCCGACUCCAGGCUGUGUCAUUCAGCCACUAUAUGGUCUCAUUUUGCUGCCGCCAACUCCAGGGUGCCAUUCAGCCACCAUAUGGUCUACUCAUGCUUCUGCCACCUCCUGGCUGUGUCAUUUAGCCACUGUAUGGUCUCCUCUUGCUGCCGCCAACUCCAGGCUGUGUCAAUUAGCCACUAUAUGGUCUCCUCUUGCUGCCGCCAACUCCAGGCUGUUUCAUUCAGCCAUUAUAUGGUCUCCUCAUGCUGCCGCCAACUUCAUGCUGUGUCAUUCAGCCACUAUAUGGUCUACUCAUGCUUCCACUACUUCCAGGCUGUGUCAUUUAGCCACUAUAUGGUCUCCUCAGGCUGCCACCAACUACUGGCUGUGUCAUUCAGCCGCUAUAUGGUCUCCUCAUGCUGCCGCCAGCUCCAGGCUGUGUCAUUCAGCCACUAUAUGGUCUCCUCUUGCUGCCGCCAACUCCAGACAGUGUCAUUCAGCCACUAAAAACGCAAUAAUGGACACUAAGAAAAGUACAUUUAAAAGGGAUUCAACUCACUACCAGAAAUAUAUUGUAUACACGUGGACACUGCAAAACCGUACACCUGCAACUCCUCGCUCGAUUCUUAAAACAGAACAGAAAACGCACCAGAAAAAUAAACGCAGUGCACACAAGCAUGAAUCAGAAAAACGCAGAGUGAGUUUUUCUGAAGGUGAAAACAUCCAGCUAGGCUCCAAAGCUGGAGCAACAUCAAUCAAGCCUUCUCCACACCUGCACAGACCAGCAGGAGAAAUUCUGGUGUAACCCAAUACCUAAAGGACGGAACAGAAGAGCUGGACGAAAACAUAGGAGAAACACGUUAUAAUCUGAGAUCCCUAAUACCGGCGAACUUUAUGAAGUCACUUACCUGAAGGCAUCCUCAUGGAUUCUUCCACAGAAGUUCCUUCCCCAUCUUCUGCAGGAUGCAUCUUGAGAGAUUCUUCAACUUCUUCAUUCUUCCUAGUUAAUUCCGAGUUCUACUUUCUUGUCAUAUUUAGGACUUUUAGACUUUGGUCUUCCUUGAUUACAGACCUUUUAUGAACUAGUCCUGAUUGGUGGUUUAUACCUUUACAAAUAGAAAGUGACAGUGCUCGAAGUUGAAUGGAUACUGAGUCUCAAUAAUUGCAGAUAAAUGUAUAGAAAAAAAUAUUUAUAAAAAAUCACAAUACACAUAAAAAUUAAAAAUAUAUUGAUGUUAUAUGUGUAUAUAUAGCUGUCUAGAAAAGCCACAGGGCCCUUCUGGCUUACUUCAAGCUAUAUUAUGACGUAAAAGCAAGUUAUAAAAUACAACGAAGCAUAAAAAUUGUAGAAUCCAAUAUAUUGAGGACUGCUGCUGAAUUAAACUGCAAUUCUUAUAACACUAUAUAGUAUUAAUGCAAUAGUCUCUAAUUAGAGCAAAACAUUUUCAAAUGUCCAGUAAUCCGGCAAAAUGACCUGCAGAUGCUUAUAAUCCGGCAAAAAUGUCUAUUAAAAGUAAAUGCAAUAAUGUAACCGCAGAAAUGUUUCUGUAACUGUUCAGCAAUGUUUUUAGAGGUCUUGCAACAAUGUAACUGCAGAGGUGUUCCAGCGGUGCUAUGCACUUAUGUCUGGCAAGCAAAUAACUGUAACUGGGUUUUAGGAGUGAAUAACAAAGCAACUCCGAUGUGGCGGUGCUGUAGUGCUGUCUCCUUAAAGAUCCGUGUAGGUCAAGUUCACGGUGAUGAAUCUCUGCUCGAAGGCAGAUAAGGAUAACUUUGGCGUCCUCGUGUAGUAAUUGAGCACGAGGAGCUUGCAGAUGGACAGAGUAUUAUCUGUCAAAUAAGAUUUAAAUCCGAGUAAGUGGCAAUUGCUCAACAGCAGCAGACCUCACUAGAUAGUGAUAAAGUCUUAAGUAUAGGGAGGCUGGAUGCGUUUCAGGAUCACCAUAGAUCCUUACCUCAGCAGCAAGGGUAUGAUAUGAUCAUAUCCAAAGGAUAGGGGAUAACAUGCCUGAUUGCAGGGCGCCCAGCUGCUGGGACCCCCCGCGAUCUCUGUGCUAAUGCUGCGGCAUUACAGUCAUGGAGGCCUGAGGCUUCUGUGAUCGCCAGUCAUUCGGCAUGGAGCGGAGUUCGCUCCAUGCAUUGGAUGGCUAAGGGUGCCGUGGCAGAGAACGCGGGAGUUCCCUAGCGUCUGGACCAACAGGAUCAGA